This is a messenger RNA of Aspergillus chevalieri, 522 nucleotides long. It is a transcript of the gene ATP7, whose product is annotated as F1F0 ATP synthase subunit d. NCBI's taxonomy places the organism in Eukaryota, Fungi, Ascomycota, Eurotiomycetes, Eurotiales, Aspergillaceae. Gene Ontology annotation, biological process: proton motive force-driven ATP synthesis. The coding region runs from base 1 to 522 and encodes 173 amino acids. The transcript has 4 exons. The record is from RefSeq and is a predicted model, not a curated record. Gene Ontology annotation, molecular function: proton transmembrane transporter activity.
AUGGCUGCUCGCAGUGCCGCUCUCAAAAUCGACUGGACCAAGGUCACCAGCUCCCUCGGUCUCCGCGGUCAAACAGCCACCGCCCUCCAGGCCUUCAAGAAGCGUAACGACGAUGCGCGCCGCAAGGUCCAGCUCCUUUCCGAGCAGCCCCAGAACAUCGACUUCGCCCACUACCGCAACGUCCUGAAGAACCAGGCCGUCGUCGACGAGAUCGAGAACCACUUCAAAACCUUCAAGCCCGCCACCUACGACGUCAGCCGCCAGAUCAAGGCCAUUGACGCCUUUGAGGCCCAGGCUGUUCAGAACGCCGAGCAGACCAAGGGUAAGGUUGAGGCUGAGAUUGUCGAGUUGAAGAAGACUCUUGAGAACAUUGAGACUGCUCGGCCGUUUGAGGAUCUCACUGUGGACGAGGUUGCUGCUGCCCAGCCUGAGAUUGACGAGAAGACCUCUUCCCUGGUCUCCAAGGGCAAGUGGAUGCCGCCGGGCUACAAGGAGCGCUUCGGCGACCUUGCUGCCGUUUAA